AUGGCUGAAAAUCAAACCACCCUUCCCACAUCUCCUGAGAAAACCCUCGACUCCUCCGCUCCUAGUAAAACCCCUCCCAACAUUUCUCUUUCCACAAAUGUUGAAACUGAAGCACCUAAACCUGAUUCUCCUUCACCCUCUGUCUCUCUCACCACUUCCUCAGACCCUUCUCUUCCUCUAAGUGUUGAGAACUCAGAAACCCCCAAACUCGAUAGUCUAUUGUCUCUGUCGCCUGAGAUUUUCACAGAACAAAACAAAGAUGGAGAACAAAGUGAGACUCCACAGGCAGAAAAGGUUUCUGAGGGGGAAGAGACUCAGUCCUUAGUGGGAGAAGGAACUGUGGUGCUCUUUGAAAAUCCUUCACCAAAAGAAACUACUGGGACCCUUCUUGAAGGACCUGACCCCUCUCCUGAGGAAACAGGUCAAGGAUCUUCUUCCCAGGUCAGUUUCGACCUUGCUCCUUCUCCUCACUUUGAUGUUGAACCUUUGGAAAUUUUGGCUCCUGCUAUGAGGUCCAGUGAUGAUGAAUAUCAGGAUAAUGUUUCUCUAGAUGCGCUCAUUGCUAGAAGGAGGCCAGUAGCCACUCAUGAUCCCUCUCCUAAGCGACCUACUACUAGGUUGCAGGCAAAUAAGGCUCUUGAGUCUGCCCUGUAG
Molecule: messenger RNA, 654 nt
Organism: Nicotiana attenuata
Lineage: Eukaryota; Viridiplantae; Streptophyta; Magnoliopsida; Solanales; Solanaceae
Exons: 2
Coding region: 1-654 (217 amino acids)
Source: RefSeq, a predicted model, not a curated record